Molecule: messenger RNA, 1970 nt
Organism: Oryzias melastigma (Indian medaka)
Lineage: Eukaryota; Metazoa; Chordata; Actinopteri; Beloniformes; Adrianichthyidae
Gene: rabgef1l
Product: RAB guanine nucleotide exchange factor (GEF) 1, like
Exons: 9
Coding region: 215-1702 (495 amino acids)
Biological process (GO): vesicle-mediated transport
Cellular component (GO): cytosol; endocytic vesicle
Molecular function (GO): zinc ion binding; DNA binding; guanyl-nucleotide exchange factor activity
Source: RefSeq, a predicted model, not a curated record
UACAUCAGCUCCACUAGGUGGCGACAGCGUCUUCGUGUGUAAUGUCUAUGGGAACAGCUGAGCGAAGAAGGAAGUGCUGGCAGACAAAAUGGCUUUGGGACGAAGCUAGCUGCGUAGCUAAUGUAAACAAAACCAACAAGAAACUGAGGAGGAAAGGGGGAUAACAAUACCUCAUAGUUGAUUGAUCUGAAUCUGAAGUCCUGUAACUUGAAGGAUGUCAAUCCAGAGGCGUGGGAUCCACUUGGACCAAUCGGAGCUGCUCUGCAAAAAAGGAUGCGGGUUUUAUGGCAACGCAACCUGGCAAGGCUUCUGCUCCAAGUGCUGGCGAGAGGAAAAGCAGAGACAGAUUCAAGAAGACUGGGCUUUAGCAGAGAGGCUGCAAAGAGAAGAGGAAGAAGCGUAUGCAAAUAGACAACAGAAGACCCAGUCACAGGCUGCAGUCACUCCCUUUAACAAAUUUGAGGAAAGAAAAAAUAAGGAAAAGUCUAGCAAAGUCAACACAGUUACAAAGUUUUUUACUCCUUCCACAAAAACACCACCAAAAAAAGAUGCUGCUCCUUUUGAUGCUCAUUCAGGCCCCAGUCCCAGCUCCUCAACAAGGAGACACUCCUGUUUGGAAGAUGAGCGUGCAACACAGGAGUUCAUUGAUUUUCUCAAGCCCCUGAAGUCUGGCCGAGAAAUCUUCAAACAGUGUCGGGCCUUUACUGAAGGCAUGGUGUAUAAGCAGGAAAUGGGAGCCGAUGAGCUGUCAGAGUGUGUUCAGGAUUUCUACCAGAACCUCUCGGAUCGCCUUCAGGCCCAGUUCAAAGGUUCUUCAGACCAAGUAGAGAGUGUUAUGGACGAAGUGGAGAAGUACAUGAUGACUCGUCUUUACAAAGCAGUCUUCUGUCCUGAAACCACAGACGACGAGAAGAAAGACCUGGCCAUUCAGAAGAGAAUCAGAUCAUUGCACUGGGUCACCCUUGAGAUGCUGUGUGUGCCUGUAGAUGAGGAGAUCCCUGAAGUAUCGGACCGAGUAGUGAAAGCUAUCACUGACGUCAUUGAAAUGGAUUCAAAGUGGGUGCCCAAGGAAAAGCUGGCCUGCAUCACACGCUGCAGCAAGCACAUCUUCAACGCCAUCAAAGUGAGCAAGAAAGAGGCGGCGUCUGCAGACGACUUCCUGCCGACUCUCAUUUACAUCGUUCUGAAAGCAAACCCCCCUCGACUGCAGUCCAACAUCCAGUACAUCACCCGGUUCUGCAACCCCAGCAGACUGAUGAGCGGAGAGGACGGGUAUUACUUCACUAACCUCUGCUGUGCUGUAGCGUUUAUCGAGAAGCUGGAUGCCCAGUCUCUGAAUCUAAGCUCUGAGGAGUUCGAACUCUACAUGUCAGGCCAGGCGUCCCCCAACUGGCCGCAGCCCCGUGGCGCCUCCUCCUGCUCCUCGGGGAGCACGACCCAAGCUGACCUCUCGGUGCUGGACAAAAGGGAGGAGCACGUCCGAAAGGGGGCGCGGCAGCUGGAGAGCGACCUGAUCGACUGGACUAACGACGUGGAGCAGAAGGUGCAGAGCGCUUUAGAGAGCUUUCCGGCGGGCACGCAACCCCCCGCCGGAACCGCCGCCAGCGAGCCGGCACCGGCCGCACCUUCAGCUAUCGACUCUGAGAACGUCGAGAACGAGCUGCUGCCGCCGCCGCUGCAACCACAAGUGUUUGCCGGCUAACCCCACUCCAGUGGAAGAAGCUGUUCUUUCACCCUGGUCUUUUAGAGGACUGUAUGGUUAAAAGAGGUUUAAAUUAACUGACCGUCUCUAUCCUCUUAAAUUUAUGAUAGAAAAAAAAGUCGGAAAAAAACCUGCCAGCAUUCCACGAACAUCUUCUGACUCAGAUCUGUUUUGCCGUUACAUUUUUCUUUUUUUAUCACGCUGUAGCUUCUCCACCAUUGAUGCGAUCAACAUCAUUCCAGCAGAUUCAGAAGCAGAGAAAAGCGGC